This is a messenger RNA of Fundulus heteroclitus (mummichog), 3933 nucleotides long. RefSeq names its product cytoplasmic polyadenylation element binding protein 4b (gene cpeb4b). The transcript has 11 exons. Gene Ontology annotation, molecular function: translation factor activity, RNA binding; ribosome binding; mRNA 3'-UTR binding. Gene Ontology annotation, biological process: negative regulation of cytoplasmic translation. Bases 517 to 2775 code for a protein of 752 amino acids. Gene Ontology annotation, cellular component: neuron projection; synapse; cytoplasm. The record is from RefSeq and is a predicted model, not a curated record. NCBI's taxonomy places the organism in Eukaryota, Metazoa, Chordata, Actinopteri, Cyprinodontiformes, Fundulidae.
CUGAUCUCUCGCUGUCAUUCGGCCACGGUCGGUUCCAGGAGAGAGGGGCAGCCAAGAAACACACACAAGGAUCGGCUGGCUCUGUAGGAAAGACAGCUAGCAUAAAGAAAAAAAAAAAAAGAAAACAACCCCAACGGACAAUGAAACCGAUCGAAUAAGGCUUAAAAGGGAACCUCGCUCAGCUGCCACGUUAACAAAGCUAUUCGAUGAUCGAGUCCAGAUCAGAGGCAGCAGAUAGAGAGCUGUGUCAUUGAGAGGCAGGACACGUCAGGAGAAGGGAGAGAGCAAGAGAGAGAGAGAGAGAGAAAAGCUGACCGACUGCACUGUACGAGUCAGCUAUUAAAUCGCCUCUGAAAAGCUUUCCCUGCCGCACUCAUCGCUUCAAGGACGUCCUCUCGCUGUCAGCCCGAAGCAAAGGAGCUCGACAAAAAAAGGCAUCGCCGAGGUCGAAGCGGGUGAUCAGAAGUCGGACCAAAGAGAUCGCAGAAUAGCGUUUGUUCCUGGGGGAGAGGACAAAUGGGGGAUUACGGGUUCGGAGUCCUAGUUCAAAACAACACUGGCAACAAAUCUGCUUUCCCGGUCCGAAUCCACCCGCAUUUGCAGCCCCAGCACCACCACCAGAAUGUGUCUCAGAGCCCCGCUGCUUUCAUAAACAGCACCACAGCCACGGGGAAUGGCACCACGGGAGGUUCUCCAUGGCUCUUCCCUGCCUCUGCCACCCACAGCAGUGUGCAAGACGAAAUCCUCGGGGGCACAGAGAAGCCCAAAGCACAGCAGCAACAGGAAAUGCAAGAAACCCAAGAGAAACAGCCGCAGUUGUCACCGGGGGGUCACCAGGAGACUGGGAGCAGUGGCGGGAUAAUUUCAGAACUGGAAAAAUCCCGGUCAGAGGAAGCCAAGACGGAGAACGGCACGUCAGAGGGCAGCAACGGAAAGGAGAAGCAGCUUCGCCUUGAGUCGCCUGUCCUGACUGGUUUCGAUUACCAGGAGACAACUGGUCUAGGCGGAACGGGCCCGGUGCAGUCGAGCACAACCUCGUCGUCCCUCACCGGCUUCAACAACUGGUCGGCUGCCAUCCCGCCCGCGCCGUCAACAAUCAUCAACGAGGACGUCAGCUUCUUCAACCCCGCCUCUGCCAACAACGGCCCUCUGCUGUUCCAGAACUUCUCGCACCACGUCAGUCCGGGGUUCGGGGGGAACUUCUCCCCCCAGAUCGGACCGGCUCCGGCCCUGUCCCAGCACCACCCGGGCCCGCCGCCUCACCCCCACUUCCAGCACCCCCACAACCAACACCAGCAGCACCGGCGCUCCCCCGCGUCCCCCCACCCGCCGCCACCCUUCCCGCACAGGAACCCGGCUUUCAGCCAGCUGCCGCACUUGUCCAACAGCCUGAACAAGCCGCCGUCCCCCUGGGGUCCGGCCAGCUACCAGAGCCCCUCUCCUUCCCCCGGCUCGUCCACCUCUUGGAGUCCCGGGGGAGGCUACGGCAGUGGAGGCGGCGGCUGGGGAGGAUCCCAGGGCCGAGAUUAUCGCCGUGGGCUUAACGGAGGGAUGACUCCCAUCAAUUCCAUCUCCCCGCUGAAGAAGACCUUCCCCAACAACCACGUGGCGUCCCAGAAGUACCCCAGGAACAGUCCUGCCGGCUUCAACCCCAAGUCGUGGAUGGACGACGGAGUAGGUCGGGAUAACAUUUUCCCUUUUCAGGAACGAACCAGGUCGUUCGACAGCUUCAACAUGAACACUCUGGAGAACUCCCUGAUCGACAUCAUGAGAGCUGAGCAAGACACCCUGAAAGGUCGUCUGGGAUUCCCUCACCCCGGGGGGGACAACCCUCUGCCCCUCAACGCCAGGAAUUAUAGCAGGAGACGAGGCCACUCCUCCCUCUUUCCGAUGGAGGACAGCUUCCCCGACGACGAGCGAGCUGAUCAGGGCCUCGCGGGCCUCGGCUCCCCCCACUGCUUCCCGCAUCAGAACGGAGAGCGCGUGGAGCGCUACUCGCGCAAGGUCUUUGUCGGCGGCUUGCCUCCAGACAUAGACGAAGAUGAGAUAACCGCCAGUUUCCGGCGCUUUGGACACCUGUUUGUCGACUGGCCUCACAAAGCGGAGAGCAAAUCCUAUUUUCCUCCCAAAGGCUACGCCUUCCUGCUGUUCCAGGACGAGAGCUCCGUGCAGGCCUUGAUCGACGCUUGCAUCGAGGAGGACGGCAAGCUGUACCUCUGCGUCUCCAGCCCCACCAUCAAAGACAAGCCGGUCCAGAUCCGCCCGUGGAACCUGAACGACAGUGACUUCGUGAUGGACGGAUCCCAGCCCCUGGACCCGAGGAAGACCAUCUUUGUGGGAGGAGUUCCCCGUCCGCUCCGUGCAGUGGAGCUGGCCAUGAUCAUGGACCGCCUGUACGGCGGAGUCUGCUACGCAGGCAUCGACACGGACCCGGAGCUGAAGUACCCCAAGGGAGCGGGGCGGGUCGCCUUCUCUAAUCAGCAGAGCUACAUUGCUGCUAUCAGUGCUCGCUUUGUACAGCUGCAGCACGGAGAAAUCGAUAAACGGGUGGAAGUGAAGCCAUACGUGCUCGACGACCAGCUAUGCGAUGAGUGUCAGGGGACCCGCUGCGGCGGCAAGUUCGCGCCGUUCUUCUGCGCCAACGUCACCUGCCUGCAGUACUACUGCGAGUACUGCUGGGCGGCCAUCCACUCCCGCGCCGGCCGCGAGUUCCACAAGCCUCUGGUGAAGGAGGGAGGCGACCGACCCCGCCACAUCUCCUUCCGCUGGAACUGAGCGCCGGCGACGGGGGAGGGCGAGGCGACAGAGAGGCGGGGGAAGGAGAGGUAGUGCAGGCGUCGCGAAUCAUUGUACAAAUAAAUGCACUUUUCUGUUGCUGGUUCAUUUUUUGCUCUAAUUUCACCUAACAGCAUUUUUUUUUUUUUGUUUUUUUUUUUGGUUUUAUUUAAAGUUAAUAUAUAUCGAUAUUUUGAAGAUAGAAAAGAGAAACUGGAGUUGUAUCCAAAUAUGUCCAUCUAGGAAAAAAAAAGUGUAACAUAUUUUUAUUUUUUCUUCUGAUUUUUUGAAAUAUUUUUAUUAGUUCUAAAAAAACACAUAUAUAUAUAAAUAUAGGAAAGUUUUGAUGUGUGAUAUGGUACUCUGCUAAUCAAUUGGCAUAUUUUUCUAAAAAGAAUAUUUCCUUUUGAUACAAGAGGCCCUUAAAACACCUUUGAUUUGACAUUCAGCUGUCUUGUAGCAGAGCUGUUGCCUUUUUUCCUUUUUGUACAAAGUCUUCACAGCGAAUGCUGCUGAAAAAGUGCGUCAUUGGCUAUUUAUUUCUGAGACGUGGGAUUAAGUUUGCUAUUGCUGCAAGAGGCUCCAGAGCAAAUGUGAUUAACAAAGGUGUUGCUGAAGAAGAGUGCACUUAUUUCCUGUUUUAACGAGUGAAGACACCGUAUAUGAGACCCUUUUUGUAGUUAACCAAAGCUGAAUCCUAAUUAACUUUGAAGAAGCAGAAAAGGCCCGCUGCAGGAAGAAAUGGAGUCUUUUCUCUCCCUGUUUGAAAGAAAAGAAAGAAGAAGAAGAAAAAAAAAAAAACUCUGUUUAUGAGUUCCAAGACCAUACAGACAUUUUGACGUUACUUGAAGAAGAAAAAACAACAACACACACACAACAAAUUUAAGCAACACAGAUUUGGGUUUUGAUCUCUCAUUUUUCACAUGCAAGAACCAAUACCUCAAACUCAGCUGCUAAUGUGCCGAAUACAUUUAAGAGGAAGGAAAAAAACAACAACAACAGCAAGAAAAGAUAUUACCACUCUCUGGUGUUAAGCUUCCCUUUGAGUGCGAAUCAGAGGGAAGUGACGCAACAGAUGGAGUGAACCAACAGGCACAGUUUUCUACUCGCUUGCGUCAUCACCUCCUUAUUUUUGUAAUCGAACCCAGGGUUUUGUUA